Molecule: messenger RNA, 8050 nt
Organism: Anguilla anguilla (European eel)
Lineage: Eukaryota; Metazoa; Chordata; Actinopteri; Anguilliformes; Anguillidae
Product: nuclear factor of activated T-cells, cytoplasmic 3-like
Exons: 10
Coding region: 683-4621 (1312 amino acids)
Biological process (GO): calcineurin-NFAT signaling cascade; regulation of transcription by RNA polymerase II; cytokine production
Cellular component (GO): transcription regulator complex
Molecular function (GO): transcription factor binding; DNA-binding transcription factor activity, RNA polymerase II-specific; RNA polymerase II cis-regulatory region sequence-specific DNA binding
Source: RefSeq, a predicted model, not a curated record
CUCCCCGCCUCGGGUCGGAGAGGAGCAGACCGAGGCGUCUGGAUUUCGAGCCCCGCCUCUUACACAGCGUCCAGGUUGUCAAAUGUUGCCCAGGCAUGCCAUGUGCGCUUCAGAUGGCAGUGGAAUUUAAGGAGAGGGGAGUUAACAGCCUCUUCCCCGUGGUGUGAGGAGCAGAAAAAAGACGUGAACCACCCCCCACUCUCUCCCUCUCUCUCUCUCUUUCUCUCUGUCUGUCAGACGGCAACCGCUCUGCGUUGUCUGCAGAUCAAAACGGGCUAGACAACACCUACGGUUUAAUGUCCCAUGUUCUCAAAAUUAGAUUGUACAUUUUUUUUGAAAACAGAACUAUAGAUGACCAAAUCUAAGGCUGCCUCGGGCUGUCGAAUAGUUUAGAAAAAAGGUAUGAAAUACAGUUUGGAGCCGAACUCAAGGACUGUUUAGUUUAUUGCUUUUUUUAUAGGCAUCACAUUUUAUGCCUUUAAAAAGUGGUGUCUAGAAACUUCCGUAUCUGGACUUACGAAUCAUGGAAGGAUUGAAAUUACAUCGCCGGCCUGGUGGACUAUUUUGAGUUCUCUAGGAGACUGCCAGCAAGGAGACGGCGAGUCUUAUAAUAUUGUUAAACAAGGCGUCGAGGAGCGUCUCUGAAGUGAGUCUUUGUCAGGCAGGAAGCUGUAGUGGAAGAAUGCUGUGUGUCACAUCACAAGACCUCGAGCCUGACGACAACUCGUCCUUCUACAUCCUCAACGUGGGCCAGCCCCAGUCCGCGGUCAACCAGCCGAUCGGGAUCCCCCGCUAUGGCCUGCAGACCCACGCCCCCGUCGGCUCGGCGCCCUCCCGCCUGCAGGCCCACAAGGCCUACGACCCCGGGUACGAGUACGGCCCCGCGGCGGGCCACAGGGUCUUCGAGUGCCCCAGCAUCCAGAUCACCUCCAUCUCCCCCAGCUGCCCGCAGGACAUGGAGGCGGGCGAGGACGGGCUGGGGGGGACGGCGGCGGGGCCCGAUGGGGAGGGCCAGGGCCAGGGCCAGGGCCAGGACCAGUGCCUGUCCCGGGGGCACCUGUACCUGCCGCUGGACCCCUCGUACCGGGACUCGUCCCUCAGCCCCAGCCCCUGCAGCAGCCUCUCGUCCCGGAGCUGGUUCUCGGACGCCUCGUCGUGCGAGUCCUUCUCGCAGGCGUACGACGACGUGGAGUCGGAGCUGAACGAGGCGGCGGCCCGCUUCACGCUGGGCUCCCCGCUGGCCUCGCCCGGGGAGGAGCCCUGGCUCCUGCAGCACCAGCAGCAGCAGCAGCACCAGCACCAGCACCAGCAGCACCAGCAGCAGCAGCAACAGCAGCAGCGCCACCCGGCCUUCCCCCGCCAGCUCUCCCCCCGCCAGUCGCCCUGCCACUCCCCGCGCGCCAGCGUCACCGACGAGAACUGGCUGAGCCCCCGGCCGCCGUCGCAGCCGUCGUCCCGCCCCGCCUCGCCCUGCGGCAAGAGGCGCCACUCCAGCGCCGACAUCUGCUACCCGGGCUCCGCCUCCCCGCGCCUCUCCCCGGCCCCCACGCCGGGCCACUCCCCGCGGGGCAGCGUGACGGAGGACACCUGGGCCGGCAGCCCCUCCUCCUCCUCCGCGGCGGCGGCGGCGGCGGCGGCGGCGGCGCCCCCCCCCUUCCACUGCUGCUCGGCCGCCGAGCUGGACGUCCCCUCCAAGACCAGGAAGACGUCCCAGGACCGGCCGCCGCUCUCGGGCACGGGCGACACGGCGGGCCUGGAGGACCCGGGCAGCGUCUCGCCCUCGCGGGAGACCCCCCUCUCCGACGACGGCGGCGGCGGCGGCGGCCACGGCCUCAGGAAGGACGGGUCCGCCGAGCAGUUCCUCUCCGUCCCCUCGCAUUUCACCUGGAACAAGCCCAAACCGGGACAUACGCCGAUCUUCCGAACGUCAUCGCUGCCUCCUCUGGACUGGCCGCUGCCCAGCCAGUUCGGCCAGUACGAGCUGAAGAUCGAGGUGCACCCCAGGGCCCACCACAGAGCGCACUACGAGACGGAGGGGAGCCGGGGAGCCGUCAAGGCCUCAUCCGGGGCCCACCCCGUGGUCAAGCUCUUAGGCUACAACGAGAAGCCGGUCAACCUGCAGAUGUUCAUCGGAACCGCCGACGACCGCUACCUGAGACCGCACGCCUUCUACCAGGUGCACAGAAUCACCGGGAAAACGGUUGCUACCCCGAGCCAGGAAAUCAUCAUCACCAGUACGAAGGUCCUCGAGAUUCCUCUCCUUCCCGAAAACAACAUGUCAGCCAGCAUCGACUGCGCCGGGAUCCUGAAGCUGCGCAACUCGGACAUCGAGCUGCGGAAGGGCGAGACGGACAUCGGGCGCAAGAACACGCGCGUGCGGGUGGUGUUCCGCGUGCACAUCCCCCAGCUCGGGGGCAAGGUCCUGUCCCUGCAGGCCGCCUCCAUCCCCGUGGAGUGCUCCCAGCGCUCUGCUCAAGAGCUGCCCCAGGUGGACAAGUGCAGUCUGACCAGCUGCUCCGUCAACGGAGGGGAGGAGAUGGCCAUCACGGGCUCCAACUUCUGCCCCGAGUCCAAAGUGGUGUUCCUGGAGAAGGGACCCGAUGGGCGACCUCAAUGGGAAGUGGAGGCGAAAAUCAUACGGGAGAAGAGCCAAGGAGCGAACAUCGUGGUGGAGGUGCCCCCCUACCACAGCAAGACGGUGACGUCGGCCGUCCAGGUGCAGUUCUACGUGUGCAACGGGAAGAGGAAACGAAGCCAGUCCCAGCGCUUCAGCUACCUGUCAGUUCUGGUGAAGCAGGAGCAGAGAGACGAACAGGAUGUGGCCGCCGCCCCCUCCAUGCGCCCGCCCAUGUCCGUGGCUCCGCCUCCCAGCCAGCCCAAUCUCCACCUGCUCAGGAACCAGCUGUCUCCCCCUGACUCAGGCCAAGUGCACGACAGCCUGCUGGCCAGUCCCCCCCGAGGCCUGGUCCCCGGCUUGACACACCCCCAGCCCGCCUACUCUCCCGCAGGCUCCGCCUCCUUCCAGCACCUGCCGGGUCUCCAGGGCCACGGCCUGAGCCCAGGCUCCGACUGCCAGCUGAUGAGCCCGCCCCCCGCCUUCCACCCCGCCCCCACUCGGGCCCUGCCCCCGCCCGCCAGACCCUCGUACCAGCCUAUGCAGCACAACUUGGCGUACAACGGCCAGUCCAGUCUUCCCAUGAGUGCCGGCUCAUCCCCGGCCUACGAACGGAUGACCUACCAGCCCGACCCUGCCGCCUCUCAUCCCCUGGGCCUUGGCAUGGUGUAUCACCCUCCCACCAUGGCCUCCGGCUCCGCCCCCGGCCAAUCCCUGCACUCCCACACGCCCCCUCACCAGCACUCCCUGGGCUACCACUGCCACGGCGUGCCGCAGGUCCCCUCCCCCACCCACCCCAUGGCUCCGCCCCCCUCCCAGCUGCAGCACUCCCUGGGCUACCACUCCGGCUCCCAGAACUCCGCCUCCUGUCCCUCCCCCACCACCUCGCCCCUCCCCAUGGCUCCGUCCCCCUCCCAGCUGCAGCACUCCCUGGGCUACCACUCCGGCUCCCAGAGCUCCGCCUCCUAUCCCUCCCCCACCACCUCGCCCCUCCCCAUGGCUCCGUCCCCCUCCCAGAUGCAGCACUCCCUGGGCUACCACUCCGGCUCCCAGAGCUCCGCCUCCUAUCCCUCCCCCACCACCUCGCCCCUCCCCAUGGCUCCGCCCCCCUCCCAGAUGCAGCACUCCCUGGGCUACCACUCCGGCUCCCAGAGCUCCGCCUCCUGUCCCUCCCCCACCACCUCGCCCCUCCCCAUGGCUCCAUCCCCCUCCCAGAUGCAGCACUCCCUGAGCUACCACUCCAGCGCCCAGAACUCCGCCUCCUGUCCCUCCCCCACCACCUCGCCCCUCCCCAUGGCUCCAUCCCCCUCCCAGAUGCAGCACUCCCUGAGCUACCACUCCAGCGCCCAGAACUCCGCCUCCUGUCCCUCCCCCACCACCUCGCCCCUCCCCAUGGCUCUGUCCCCCUCCCAGAUGCAGCACUCCCUGGGCUACCACUCCAGUGCCCAGAACUCCGCCUCCUGUCCCUCCCCCACCACCUCGCCCCUCCCCAUGGCUCCGCCCGCCUCCCAGAUGCAGCACUCCCUGGGCUACCACUCCAGUGCCCAGAACUCCGCCUCCUGUCCCUCCCCCACCACCUCGCCCCUCCCCAUGGCUCCACCCCCCUCCCAGAUGCAGCACUCCGUGGGCUACCACUCCGGCUCCCAGAGCUCCGCCUCCUGCCCCUCCCCCACCACCUCGCCCCUCCCCAUGGGGCUGUCCUCGUGCUCCGGGCCCUCCUCCCCGCAGCUGCACUCGCUCCCGUACAGGUCCCCCACCGGCUCCACCCCCUCCCCGACCCCCAGCAGCCCCCUGAUGCACCAGCCCUCCCCCUCCGCCGUCAGCCCCCUGGGGCACACCCUGGCCCCUCAGCCUCCCUUCGCCCCCGAUGGGGAGCGACCGAGCAUCAAACAGGAGCCAGAAGACAAGGAGCCCACCUUCCGCUCCAUCGGACUGCAGGACAUCACGCUGGAUGACGUGAACGAGAUCAUCGGCAGAGACAUGUCCCCCCCAGGGCCCCAGUCUUAGCUACGUCUGUAGCCGGGGUUUGCCUCCAGGGCCCUCCCUCCCUCCCCCCUCACCCCGUCGCCUCUCUCCGAACACUGGGCCCGUCACCGCGUCGCUGUUCCCCCUCUUUCUGCACUUCCACCGUUGCCUUCACCAGCAAGAACAGAGGAGAACAAGAUCCACGUACGCUGUAGAGACACACGCGCGGCUGAGAGGACGGCCAGAAAAGUGUAUAUAGAUGAACCUCUCUGUAGACCCAGCAGGUCUAGAAUAGGAUAUGGGCAAAGUCCACUCACAGGGGCGGGCAGUGGGCAGUGUCGUGGGUAUUCUUUUGUACUGCAAGUGUGACUGUGAUAAAACGAGCAGGUUGUCCCUGCCACACCCCACCCCCCCAUUUUUUCAGGGAUUAAAUGGCUAUUGUAUAUAAUGGACUUCGUGUUGGUACGACUGUUUAAGUUUGAGGACACUCCGGAAGGUACUAUGCACCAGAAAGUCCCAACUGCCUCGAGAGAAAAAGAGUGGUUCGAGGCGCUCGAUUUUCAUAGGUAGCGCAAUCCUUUUUCGCAUUUCUCGUUGUUAUGUUACGGAGCUGCUUCUCUAGCUCGCCGAUGUAUGCUUGAAGCUGGCUGAGGGAUUCUCUAGAGCGAAGAGGACCUGGGUAUCGUGGAGAAACGCCCACAGGCCGCCGCGAUAGCCGGCGCGUCCCUGUCCUGCCAUAACAGGGCGACACGGGUCCUAAAUGGGAUUAGCUCAUUCUGCCGCGGAUCGAUCCGGAUCGAUCCGGAGCGACCUGGAAACGCACAGCGCCGGCGCCUGACCCCGUCACCAGGGUCAGGGGUCGCCAACACAUCACGACGCGUCAUGACGUGCGAUGACACGGUCUCACGCGCAGAACAACACCCCAUUCUGCCUACUAAGCGCUAGGGAGUAAAUCAGUUAGGCUCGGGUUAGGAGUAAUAGGCCAGUCCUUCCUGGAGCUUCAAGGGAAAUGUAGUUUGCAACAUUCCAACACUUUUUUAAACUUAGAUUACUGUGUAUAAUUUCUUCCACUUCAGGUUACACAAAUGCCUUAUAAAUGUUUGAUAGCUGUAGACGAUUUCAAAGGCGAUUCAUUGGAAGUUUCAAUGUUUUAUAUAGUUGAUUUUGGAUAUAACUGAGGGAAGAAAAGUUGAAGCUUUUUAGAAAUGUAUUACAUACAAAAUGCAGCUGUCAAAUAACACUUUGUCUGAAUAGAACAUUUUCGUAUGUGCUUGUUUAUCUCCAGAUGUCUAACCACCUUUUGAAGAGUGAGUUUAAAGUAACCUGAUGUUUUUCCAAGUGGAUUGUGUUGAAGAGGGCCAUAUAAUGCCAUAAGGAUGAGCAUUGCCCUGCUGCAUUGCUGAUAUACAAGCGCCUCUUUGUGCCUUUUCGACUAAAAUUACAAAUGUCUAUAUUAUGUACAUAUUUACAAGCUGAAUAUAAAUUAUAAAGAUUACUGACGACCUACAUUUUUUUUGCAGGGGACAUGACACAAAUUGGUGGAAACCAAACAAGAAACUAUAUAUCUAAUUUGUAGUGAACAAGGUUAAACCUUAGCAUAAAGAACAAACUAUCCCACAACUCACUCCUAGAUGUCUCAUUUCAGUCUCAGAUUGUGGAGAAGGCACAGAUCUUCGCCGUUGCGUUUGAGUUUAAAGCAAAACUGUGUGGGCCACUUGGGUUCACAUUAAUCCAUGCAUUUCUAAUCAGAUUCCGCUUUCUGUUCUUCAGACAGUUGUUUGGGGCGAUAUGGCUCAGGAGGUAAGAGCGAUUGUCUGGCAGUCGGAGGGUUGCCGGUUCAAACCCCGGCCUGGGCGCGUCGAAGUGUCCUUGAGCAAGACCCCUAACUGCUCUGGCGAAUGUGAGGCAUCAAUUGUAAAGCGCUUUGGAUAAAAGCGCUAUAUAAAUGCAGUCCAUUAACCAUUUGUUAUGCGGGAGGCAUUUUGGGUGGAUAUUGUGCAAAAUGAAAGCGUAUGGAAUAAUGGUACCUGACAGCAUUUGUUUGGGGGGUAGGGUGUUUCUAAACCAAGCAAAAUGACAGAGAAGAAAGCUCUGAAAAUUAGCCCAAGAAAUAUUGACAUGAUCACUGAGCGAGUCAAAGUGUUGGUUAAGAAGGAACUUCCAUUCAAUUUGCAAGUCAGAACUGAGGACAAAUGUCGAGUGAAUCCAAGCCAUAGUCAGCUGACGUAUUUGCUUACGGCCUGACAUGAUGAAUUAUGAGCAGGGACUCAGUAAUAUAUACUGCGGCAUAGUAAUAUGUGUAACUAAUAUUUGCAGGUUUGCAUCAGCUCUGCCUUAACCUGUUCCAUUUUAAUUGACAAUGAAGAGGCUUGCUUGUCAUUACAUUUAUAAUCCGUCAUGGCCAUUUUAGGCUUUGCAAGUCUCCAAAAUGGAAGGUUGUUGAUGCUGUGCAGUCAUGUCAAAAUCACAGUGAAUUCCACUAUGCACCAGAACCUGUUUGAUGCCUUUCAAAAGAACCUCGAUGCCUGCAGACGUACAGCAUAAGUGUAGAUUCUUAUUAACAUAAAAAAUACACAAGACAUACUCAAGAACUUACACUUCUAAAGGAAUAUCUGCCUUGUAAAGAUACAGUACGUGCAUCGUAUAUUUGUAUAUAUUUGCGCACAUUGGUGUGUGUGUUCCAAAUAAAUUGUAGAUUUGACUUCUUUGGAAAAAAAGAAAUUCUCGUUGAAUUUCAAUGGGAAAAAAAGCACACGGUAGCAUUGGACUAUGCAAACUGAGGGUACGACACGGUGUGAAAUUUGGCAGGUACUUAUUUAUAUGAGCUCACUCUCUCACACGUCGAUUGUAUUAUGCAGAAAUUUACGAGGAAAAAAAGUGAUGCUAUAUUGCGCUUUUCGAUGUCUUGACGGUCAUUCGUUUUAAACUAUUAAAACAAUAUACUGUAGAGAUGCCUUAAUAUAUGUAAAGACUGCUCAUUGUACGUAAACCCUUUUUGCGAUUCUUUUAGAAAGAUUUUGUGAAAAUUUUAUUGAGGUAGGACAGCGGGGUGGAGACUGUUUAGGCCCACAGCCCUGAGGAACUUGGACGACACAAAGGUUUCCUGUCAGCACGCUCCACUGCGCUUCUCUGUUACCAAAGAUUGAACAACGCGUUUGACACUUUCAGACAGGGCGGAAAGGCUUGCUGUUGAACUCUAUUUUUGAUACUCUAAGAUGGAUGUCAUUCCUAACGGUGUGCGGUAAAAUAUUUUUUAAAAAAAGGUUUUGUAAAAUAAAAGGGAAAAAUGUAUACUUAGCUGAGGUUUACACAGCCUUGUAUUGUAAUUUGGUGUACAUUUUGUAUUUUAACAUUUUGUAAUUUUUAAGAAUGCAGUGCUUUUUUUUUUGUUGUUGGAGAUAUUCAAAGGGAAUACCUUGUGUUUUAGGGUCUUCUUGAAUAGUGUAUCAUUAAAAGCAAAAUUCUGAACCA